Messenger RNA from Humulus lupulus (European hop), 2599 nucleotides. RefSeq names its product pentatricopeptide repeat-containing protein At2g33680-like. The transcript has a single exon. Gene Ontology annotation, molecular function: protein binding; RNA binding. Gene Ontology annotation, biological process: RNA modification. Lineage: Eukaryota; Viridiplantae; Streptophyta; Magnoliopsida; Rosales; Cannabaceae. Bases 141 to 2450 code for a protein of 769 amino acids. The record is from RefSeq and is a predicted model, not a curated record.
UCCGUGGAAGGUCCUGUUAUCUCCACGUCGCCGCGUUGAGUGGCCACUUGGUGGGCCAUGGUGACAUAAAAAGAGGACCUUUACGAAGUAUUAAAGUAGAAAUCUUGACAAGCUUUUAAAAAAGAACUGGGAACACAUCAAUGGUUACCGUUUGUUCCACCAGUGCCUCAUGGCUUCCCGCCACUCCUAUACCUCAACAAUCUUUUCCUGCAUUGAAAACGAGAAUACCCAGUUGCAGUUCUAAGCUUUUCUCUUUGAAUAAAGUGAUAAUUGGCCAGACUUUGAAGGUUGAGGAAGCUCAAGAUUGUGCUUUUGGAGUUGUUUCAGUCCGCGAGGAGGAGACCCUUCUCGUCAAUGAAUGGCCUCAGCUUAUUCAGUCCUCAAUUGGGUCUAAGAAUCUCCAUCUGGGUCGGACGAUUCAUGGAUUUUUGGUGAAAAGGGGUAGCCAAAAUGAUACCUUUGAAGGGAAUAAUCUAGUGAACAUGUACUCGAAGAUGAAGAGAUUGGAUGAUGCGCAGCGGAUGUUUGAUGAAAUGUCUGUUAGAAAUAUCAUUACUUGGACUUCUUUAAUGAAGGGCUACUCGGAGAGUGGCGAUACAGAAUCUGUUUUUCGAAUUGCAAAUGACAUGUUUUGCACUGGAGAGAAGUUCAAUGAGCAUACUUGCUCUGUGAUUUUACAGGCGUGUAAUUCUCUGGAGGGCCGGAAGCGUGGGGAACAGGUCCACUGUUUCGCCAUAAAAAGUGGACUUGAUGAAAAUGUUACUGUGGGUACCUCAUUGAUUUCUAUGUACUCAAAAGGUGGCUGCUUGAGUGAUGCUGAGAAAGUGUUUAAUGGCAUAGAUAACAAAGAUGUUAGGUGUUUAAAUUAUAUGAUUUUGGAAUAUGGGAAGUUGGGAUGUGGAGAGAAGGCAAUGUGGGUGUUUAUCCAUCUUAUGAGAUCUGGUUUGCUGCCAAGCGAGUAUACAUAUGCUAAUAUAAUAAGUGCUUGCAAUGGAGAUAUUGGAGCAAAUGAAGGCAAGCAGUUACAUGGACUUUCUGUUAAGUAUGGUGUUGUGGGUGAAAGUCCAAUUGGAAAUGCGUUAAUAACCAUGUAUGGAAAACAUGGAAUGGUUGAAGAGGUUGAGAGGAUGUUUGAAACAAUGGAUGAGAGAAAUUUGAUUUCUUGGACUGCAAUUUUGACAGCACAUCUUAGAAAUGGCAAUGCAAAUAAGGCGAUUGAUAUUUUUUCGGAAACAUUUGCCCUUGGUUUUGCCUGUGAUUCUGUUUCCCUGUCUAUUAUGCUUGAUGGCUGCUCGGAAUGGAGAAGCCUAGAGUUAGGGGGCCAAAUCCAUGGACUAGUAAUAAAGUUUGGUUACUUAUCUGAUGUCAAGAUCGGGACUGCUCUAACUGAUAUGUAUGCUAAGUGUGGUGAUCUUCAGUCAGCCAAAAAGCAUUAUAGUAAACUUUCAAAUAAAACUACUGCCUUAUUCAAUGCAAUUCUCGUUGGAUUCAUGGAAUCAUAUGAGGAUGAGAAAGAGGAUCCAAUGGUCUUAUUCAGUCAACUGAGAUUCGAGGGUCUUUAUCCAGAUUUCAUAACUUUUUCGCGGCUUCUAAGUUUAUCAGCUGACCAAGCAAGCUUACAAGUGGGGAAGAGCCUCCAUGCUUACACCAUUAAAACAGGAUAUGAGGCCGAUUUGACAGUAAGUAAUGCUCUAAUUACCAUGUAUGCCAAAUGUGGUAGCGUUGAAGAAGCACAUAAAAUGUUUAGCGGCAUGAAAAGCUUGGAUUCUAUAUCUUGGAAUGCCAUCAUUUCUGCAUAUGCCCUUCAUGGACAUGGAAAAAGAGCAGUUUCUCUUUUUGAGGACAUGAAGAGAAAAGGAUUCUACCCUGAUCAUAUCACAACAUUGGCUAUUCUUCAAGCUUGCAGUUACUCUGGAUUAUUGGAAACUGGGCUAUCCUUGUUUAAUGAAAUGGAGCAAAAGUAUGAGAUUAGGCCGGUAGUUGAGCACUUUGCUUGCGUGGUUGAUCUUUUGGGUCGUGCAGGACAAUUCUCAGAAGCCAUGGGUUUCAUUAAAAGAAGCCCUUUUUCAGACUCAACUCUGCUUUGGAGAACUUUAGUGAAUGUAUGCAAGCUAUAUGGUGAAAUGGAAUUUGGUGUGUUGGCAUCAAAAUGUUUACUUGACUUGGAACCAGAAGAGGCAGGGUCUUACAUACUUGUUUCGAAUAUGUUCGCUGGAGGAGGAAUGUUAGACGAGGCUGCAGAGGUUAGAACUGUUAUGAAUGACUUGAAACUUAGCAAAGAGCCAGGCUGUAGUUGGAUUGAAGUUGAUGAUAAAGUUCAUUAUUUUGUGGCAAGCGAUAUGAACCACCCAGAGAGUAGGGAAAUUUAUGCAGAAUUGGAUUUAUUAAGGGAUGAAAUGCAGAGGCAUCAAAGUAGUAGUGACUUUCACCUGAUUGGGCAGCAAAGUUAGUUUACUUUAACCAAUUUUGUUAACUUCUAGACUUAUCAGUUAUGAAAAUGAGUACAUUUAAGGUUGAAACACUAGCAUAAUUUUUGAGUUGAUGUAAAUACAACUUCCAAGCACUGCAAUAUUUUCAUAAGAAUGAAUAUCAGCAUAAA